GCAAAAAAGGAAAAUACAGCAAGCAAGUAGGGAACACGCGCGACACAAAAGCGGUGUGGUCAAGGGUCAAGCCAAGGGGGGCGACCAACUGCCAGAGUGGAAGUGUGGGAGAGGAGAGGGGCGUGGAACGCUUACACAAAGCAUAAGCUCAGAAACUUUUUCUUCUUCUUCUUCUUCUUCUUCUUCAUCAUCUCCUCUCUUCCUUCACCUCCUCCUCAGCUCAGCCCACAGCCUUCGUUUAUCAGCCUCUCCUGUUGUCUUGUUCUCUCAUUCUCUUCACUCCUGUCCCUGUCGUUCUCCGAGGUUGCCUCUUCCUCACAAUUCCUGUUGCAUUCUCGUGACGCAUUCUCUUCCUUUCACCCCUUAAAACCACCCCCCCCCCCCCCCCCAACCACUCUGGAAAUCCGCCCCCUCUCUCUCUUUUUCCUUCCAGAAGACACACAACCCAGACAAGAAGAGAGAUAAAAAGGGGCACCAGGACGAUCCCUUUUCUUGAUGUGCAUUGUCGGCUUUGAACAAGAUGAGAGGAUGGUUCUUCCAAAAAUGAUACCCAAAAUCAAGAUUGCUGGAGUCCAGUGAGUGCUUUGCCUUGUUUAGGAUCGCCAUGCCUUCAGCUUCCAACAUGAAAUUAGGUUUCAUUCAAAAUCAUUUUGGCUCAUCCCCAGCAAGAAGCUUGGAUGGAAGUUUCAGGAAGUCAAACUCCGAUUUCUCUGCUCACAGCGUAUCUGGGGUUUCAGCUUCAAGUAAAUCCUUGCCUAUGUCCAGAAAAGUAUUCAAGGGACUAAAGGAUUAUAGAAAAGAACUCGUGGACCUGGAAUUAUUUGUCCAGUGUUUAGAGGAUUGGGUUUCGGAGAAUUCAUUCUCAGACGAGUCAGACCCAAUGAAUAUGGAGCAUUCUUUCCCACCUCCCUUUGAGAUUGAUGAACUGCGAAAGCUGGAUUUGGCUUUGGAGGGGGUACUGUUGCAGCAGCUGUGGCGCUUGCCACGUUCACUUUAUGCACCGAACUAUACAAAGGAGGAUGAGUAUCUUGCAUUAGAGGACUUCCUGCAUGCUAUUGUGAAAGGUUUAUGGCGUACAUUUUGGCAUAAAAGCCUUCCGUUGCCGUGCUUUGUAUCUUGCCCCUUUCGUCCUGGAUCCAAGUUCUACACGAUAGAAAAGGCAAUAUCGAGAGGAAAGCUUGAAGAACUCUGUGGUUUAGCUUUGAUAUCAAGAAGUGAGAGAGAUUUACAGGUGCACUGGGAUCAAGUGAUGGUAUUUGUCUUGUAUAAGCCGGAUAUAUUAGAAGGUGAUGAGUUGAGAUUAUCUCCAAGAAUGAUCUGUGAAGCGCUCUUUUAUGGAUUUCACAUUCUUGUUUCGAGGAGUUUGGGUAAAUCCAAUACUGUGAAUGACGAUUCUGUUUUUGUCCUGGUUCUUGAUUCGAAUUAUGGAGGAGUGGUGACACUUGGAGGUGACCUCGGCAAACUCGAGUCAACUCCGUCUAAUCCAUAUCAAGCUGCAGCUGAGUGGAUCAGGAAUCAUUCCGAAAUUUGCGUGUCCCCUGUUGACAAGAUAUGGAAUAAGCUAGGGAAUCCAAAUUGGGGAGACUUGGGAACUCUGCAAAUGAUCAUGGCCAUUUUCUACUCCUUUGUCCAGUCAAAUGGACCACCAAGAAAAUCAAUAGAUUACUUGGCCUCUGGUCAUCACCUUCGUGUUCAGAAACGAAGGAUGGAGUGUGGUGCCCUUGAGAAUGACAGAGCUUUGGUACCUUUCCAACCAGCUAGUAAUCAAGGAGAGAUUGCCGAAGUAGAGGAGCAAGAGGUUCCGUCUUUAAGAAGGCAUGCACUGUGUCUCGAAAUAAAGCGAGGUGAGAUGUUGCUCCUAGAUGAUCAGCAACAGGGACCUAGAAGUUUCCAAAUACAGGAAUCGGUUGUUGGUGGCAAUCAUUUUCUAUAUAAUGCUGUUUCAGUCGAUCAUCCAACAGAGUUACUGAGCUUAUAUGUAGGUGCUCAUCCAUCCAGACUAGAGCCGUCUUGGGAGGAUAUGAGUUUGUGGUAUCAAGUACAGAGGCAGACAAAGGUGUUAAACACUUUAAAGCUGCAGGGAGUGUCGAGCAAAUACUUGCCAGAAAUAAUUGCAUCUGGUCGUAUUCUGCAUUCGGGUCCAUGCGCGAAGCAGAGUCCAGGGGGCCGAUGUGACCACCCUUGGUGCGGAACGCCUAUACUUGUGACCCGUCCAGUUGGAGAGCCACUUUCCUCCAUAGUUGCUCGGAAUGGUCCCUUUGCCGCCAAAGAGGCAGUACGGUGCUGUCGAGAUUGCCUCACCGCUCUGAGAAGUGCGGCUAUGGCCAACAUUCAGCAUGGUAACAUCUCUUCAGAGAAUGUCAUCCGGGUCACUGAUGCCCACGGUUCGGGAGUGAAGUUGAAUAUUCUCACAUCAUGGGGACGUGCCGUUCUGGAAGAGAGGGAUAGCCCCGGGAUAAAUUUGCAAUUUUCAUCAUCUUAUGCUCUGCAGCAUGGAAAGCUCUGUCCAUCAUCCGAUGCUGAGAGCCUUGUUUACCUGCUCUUUUUCAUAUGUGGAGGAACCAUGGACCCACAAGAUUCUAUUGAAUCGGCUCUACAGUGGAGGGAAAGAAGCUGGGCAAGACGUUCAAUCCAGACACACCUCGGCGAGGUUUCAGCUCUUCUCAAGGCAUUUGCAGAUUAUGUCGAUGGCCUUUGCGGAACACCAUACCCUGUCGACUAUGAUAUAUGGCUCAAAAGGUUGAGCGCAGCUGUUGAUGUCUCGACAGAUAGAGGUAAAACAAUUGAAGCGGCAAUAACAUAAGGACUCAUAACUACAACCGAGUUUUUUCAGAGCUCUUGCUGUGCAUUCUUUAUUUAUGUAGAUGGGGAGUUUUGGGUUUCCGUAACAGCAGUCGGGUGAAAUUUGCUGUCAGUAUUCUGGAGACGGGUAUAGGGGAUCUCUGCCAUGUGAUUCCUUUUUGUACCGGACCAGAUGUAAAUGCAUCUCGGCUGUAAUUGAGUUCAAUCAGUAGAUUCAGUGCUUGAUGGAAA
Molecule: messenger RNA, 3033 nt
Organism: Syzygium oleosum
Lineage: Eukaryota; Viridiplantae; Streptophyta; Magnoliopsida; Myrtales; Myrtaceae
Exons: 4
Coding region: 605-2803 (732 amino acids)
Source: RefSeq, a predicted model, not a curated record